AUGCUUCAGCAUACUCCAACAUCUAUCAAGAUGGUAAAAUAUUUCUUGAAAAAAAUUAUAAAUUUUAUGUACAAGCAAUAAUAGGUAGAUUAUAAAAUAUUAUCAAAUAUGCUAUAAAUCGUAUUAGAAUUGCUUACUCCCCCCCUCCGUGAGUGAACAAACAAAUUUUGUUCACUCACGGAGGGGGGUUAAAUUUUUUUUUUUAAUAAAUUUAUAUAUAAAUUUUAUAAAUUGUUUUUCGAAAUUCAAAAAAUCCUAAUUCGCAAAAAUUGGAAAGCAAAUAUUAAUUUAAUUUAUAAAAAUUUAUGUUUUAAAAAGCAAAUUUGUUUAAAAUUACACAGAAUUAGCUCUAGAUUUCAUUAUGCUAAUAAAUUUUUUUUCCAUAAAAAUUUUUUGUAUUAUAAAAAAAUUUUUGUUCACUCACGGAGGGUGGGUUUUUGGGCAAAAAAUAGCGAUUUUUCUAAUGGUUUUGUUCACUCACGGAGGGGGGGGGGUUAGGAGUAAUUAUAAGUAAUAUAAUAUUUGAUAUUUAUCAAAUAUAGGUAUUUAGAUAGAGUAGGGUAUUUUAAUACUUAAUCAUAUGAAAAUCGUUCGAUCAAGGAUAGGGUAUUUUUCAAUUAAUUUUCAAUGAAAUUAUUCGAUCAAGGAUAAGGAGUUAGGUAUAAUCCUGAAGCUUAUCAGCAUUUCUCCUCAAAAAUCGACCCGAUUAAGAUUAAGAUUAGACUGCAUCUUUAAGGUCUCACUUACUGUGCACAAAUGCUCUCUACAGCAACUGCAGUAGGGUUGCAUUAUGUAAUACUUUCAGCCCGGCUUCUUGGCAGUGCGCGCCAUUUUGACCUGGACUCGGAUUUUGCUGGGAGGCUAUUUUCCAACUCUGAAGCCCUAUUAGCCAGCUUAGCUCAGACCAGAUAGCUCCUUAGUGACUCUUUUCAACUGGAGAGGUUGCAGCCUUGAGUCUUAUCUUCUUGUUUUCCUUUUUUCUCCAAGGAAAAACACAACCGCUUCAGCGAUUCGGGACAGGCUACCAAACAGCUUAAGCAAAUAAGCUCCUUGCCUCUAUAGGACACCCAUUUUGGGCCUGGGUGCUGCUUGCAAAAAGAUUCAAAAACUACUUCUUUUCAGGCCGCUAAUGAGCUGAAAUAGUGCUGAGCUUCUCACAUCAAGGCUAUCUACCCUUAGUUAACAACCAAAAUCCACAUCCAGAUAUACAAUGACACCCAUCAUGAAUAGAACACUUCUGUCGCCAGCCAUUAUAUAUAAAAUCGACCCUAUAAGUGGAUUCCACACAGUUCUAAACCUUCCUCACAGGAAUCAAGCAUUACAUCGAUGUUCUGAAAUCAAAAGAUACCAAAAGUUUUAUGAAGAUGCAUACUCAUCUCUUAUCAUAAAAUCAAUUAUUAUCAUCCAAAAACACGUCCGCAGCCUUCUUGCUAAAGCAAAAGUCCGUAGAAGAAUUGCAGAAAUCGACUACGAAACAAAUUACAGAUGCUCUCUUAUUAUUCAAUGCGCUUACAAUGCAUGAACAGCAGCUCAGCUUGUAAAGAAGCUUAAAGCAGACAACAGAGAUAGAAUUCUGCGUCUAAAUUCAGCCAAAAAAAUCCAAAAACUUUUUAGACUUAAACAGCUUCGAUCAAAGACUUUUUUCUUUGCAAUUGUAAACAAGAUUUCGAGGAUUCGAAAAAUAGCAGCUUGCAAAAUACAAAAAGUCGCAAGAGGCUAAAUUUAAAAAAUUUUUAAAAAUGUUUUAGUAUGAUUUAUUUAUUUUUAAUUUUUAACACCCAGAGGCUAUAUAGUAAGAAAAGACCUCCCAUUCAUAAAAAACUUAAAAUUAUCAAGACUUGUAAGGUGGAGGUAUGACGCCGAUGAAGUCUCCAUUGUAGGUACCUUUACAAAUCCGCCAUGGAAGCAUCAGAUUCCUUUGGUGUAUUCUGUAUUUUUGAAGGAAUUUUUUUCAACUUAUUUUAUUGACAAUAAAUUGACCCCAGGGAGAUAUUAUCUGAAAUUCAUAGUCGCUGGACAAUGGCUCUGUGAUGGAAAUAUGCCAAUUGCGCAGGAUAUUGAAGGAAAUUAUAAUAACCUGAUGGUUAUUGCUUCAGAACGAAAACCAUUACCUAAAGCUUCAAGUACUCAGUCUUUAAUAGAUAACCCUUUAGGAAUUUCUAAGCCAGUGCCUCAGUCUCCUUCUAAACCUCCUCAAAAAUUAUUAAGGACCUUAUCAGGAGGUUUAUAUGACUCAGCCUCCUCCACAGCAUUUUUAAAUCAGCCAGAAAGCACAGAAGACGUCGUCUUAAAGUUUGGGUACUUUAUGGUAGCUUAUCCAAAACAAAGACAUGCACCUUUAACAAGUGAAGGGACCGCUGACGCUAUUUUUAUAGACGAUGAACUUCAGAUAUUUGGCCUGUCUGAUGGUGUAGGGGAAUGAGAAACCUAUGGCUUAGACUCCAGCUUAUUUUCCCGUGAAUUAAUGGAAAAUUGCAAAAAAGUCUUUAGGGAGUACGAUUUUAAGCCGGAAAAUGAAAAUUGUGAAUUUUUAAUUGAGGUGCUUGAGAAAGCUUAUAAAAGGGUAAAAAGCUAUGGAAGCGCCACUGCAUUUUUGGGGAUGCUGAAAGGGUAUAAGCUAUAUACUUUGUGCCUAGGGGAUUCUGGGUUUAUGGUUAUAAGGGAAAGAGAAGGGACUGAUCAGUAUGCGACUGUUUAUAGGUCUUCAGAACAGCAGCAUUCUUUUAAUUGUCCUUAUCAACUAGCUUUUUUGCCAGAGCCUGCAGAGUACCCUGUUUUAAUUGAAAAAGGAUUGAACUCACUUGUGGCUUUAUUGAAAAAGUCAAAUAGAGCGUCUCAGGACAUGCCUUCUGACGCUUAUACAGAAAUUAUUAAUCUUGCUCCUGGAGAUAUUAUUGUGGUAGCAACAGAUGGGCUUUUUGAUAAUUUAUUUGACCAAGAUGUGAUAAAAAUUUGUGAAAAUAAUAAAGCAUUUAGGAAUGAUAAAUUUUGCAUAGAAACUGCUAACUUUUUUAAGAAAUUUUUUUUCUGAAAAAAUACAAUUGAGGCUAUAUCCCUAUAAAAGUAACUGUUUUUUAAAAAAAAAUUAGCUGGGGUAAGGAGCUUGUUAUUAAUGCCUUGCAAAAAGGCACAGAUUCAACAUAUAGGUCACCAUUUUCUAAAAACGCAGCUAGAUAUGGUAAGAGAUUUAUUGGAGGGAAGCUUGAUGACACAUCAGUUAUCGUAGCCAUAGCCAAUCUCAAAAAUAAUAUUUAA
Molecule: messenger RNA, 3255 nt
Organism: Blepharisma stoltei
Lineage: Eukaryota; Ciliophora; Heterotrichea; Heterotrichida; Blepharismidae
Source: the annotation of a GenBank genome assembly